GAAGCAGCGCGCGAGUGCACGUUUACCAAGAGUGUCUCUGACUCGGCCUCCGAUAAUAAUAAGCGGUAUACUCUACAGCGUACAUAAACCCCGUUGAAUCACAACCCGUGUAACACGCUGGGAUAAAACGUUGACUUCGGUCCUUGUUUAUUUGUGCCCUGAUACCUAUCAGUGCGUGUGAACAUCAAAUCGAAGUAACCGCGAUUUCCUGUAAGCGCUGAUUGGUCGCUGAAAUCAAAUCGGAGGUUCCGCCUAUAUCACGUGACGUCAUCUCAACAACAAGGAAACUGCAGCGAUUGACAUCGAGUUCAGCCGGCGGAGAGUGUGUCUCGUGUUAACGCUAUACGCUCAAUAAGGCAUAUGAAAGCAACGCGUUGGUCGCUUACACAUAUCGAGUCCAGCGAGUAAACAUCAAAUGUACCAGACUUAAUGAUUGUUGAACGUAUCCAGACGGAGGAAAGGUCGACCACUGUCGAAUAUCGCAUUAAGUAUCGACAGAGUCGUAUGUCACGUGUGAACUAAUACAUCCAAAAGGAGAAGUGGUUUCCCUGUUGUGAUGAUUAGUUUUCCAGGCCACCAAUGGAAGAAGAUCCACUGAAAGCUUCUCUUGCUCCCAAUGCCUCCACUCUGCCUCCCCCUGUGCCCCUCCGUCCUGCUGUAGCUCCCUACGUCCAGCUUGGCUUUACCAUCCUCUACACGUCCUUGUACUCUGGCCUCUUCCUCGUGGUUUAUGCCCAGCUCUGGCUUCUCUACAUAUACAGACACAAGCGAUGGAGUUAUCAGAGUGUCUUUCUUUUUCUCUGCCUGCUGUGGGCGGCCCUGCGUACCACUCUUUUCUCCUUCUACUUCCGCAACUCCCUGGAAGCCAACCACCUUCCUGUCGCGGCCUACUGGGUGCUCUACUGCUUCCCAGUUUGUCUUCAGUUCUUCACGUUCAGUCUCAUUAACCUGUAUUUUACCCAGGUGCUGCUGAAAGCAAGAGGGACGUGCAGUGCAGAAGCAGCGCGGCACAUGUGGCUGGCUCGGGGAAUAUAUGGUGUGAUGAGCAUCAUCUUCCUCAGUGUUAAUGUGGUGUGCGCUAUUCUUGGCGAGCAAGAUCGAAGAGGCUCAGGAGACCAGACCUGGAACCUAGUUCUGAUCAGAGUCCUGGUCAAUGACUUGCUCUUCAUCCUGGACGCUGUGCUGUUGGCCUCAUUGUUGUUGCUGCUGACUCGACACUCUCGCACCAUGAGUCUUUACCUGACCAGCAAGGGGACCACAGUGUGGCGCACUGCAGCACUUGGAGCCGCUGUGAUUCUGUUGUUCACCAGCCGAGCUUGCUACAAUCUGACUGUGCUGUUCAUGUCCCUGAACAACCACGUGGAGGCCUUCAACUUCAACUGGUACAACGUCUCGGAUCAGGCUGACCUGCACAAUGACCUUGGGGACUGUGGCUUCCUUGUCUUUGGAGCGAUCCUCUUUAUCUGGGAGCUCCUGCCGACCAGUUUGCUCAUCCUCAUCUUCAGAGUCCGGCAACCUCAACAAGAGGGCGGCCAUGUCAACGGCAGUAGCAGAGCCCUCCCUCGUCCCUAUUUUUUUGAUGACCCUCAAGGCAGUCAGGAGGACAUUGUAAUUCCAAGGGGUCACAUGUCUCACCCGCACUUAAGCUGGUAUGGAUCAGAGACGGCUCCUCUCCUUUUUGCAAGUAGCCGAUCGCCUGUUCACCACCAGCACCACUCCCUCUACUCCACUCCCCAAUACUGACCUGUGGGCUUGUGUCCUGGAUGACGGACAUCUUUGUCCUGACUGGUUUUUGCACAGUGGUCCUGUCCAGAUUCUUUUGCACUUUCACCAGAAACCUCCAAAGCUGAAAGGGACCAAACUUUUGGAAGAGGACAUCACUGGGAAUUCAUGACUUAAUAUCUGUAGCUUUCAAUGAGCAGCACCUUUUGAUUUUCUUGUUUUAAAUUUCUCUUUUUAUAAUUGUGGCAUUUGUGGUGCUCUUUGUGAUAACAUGAUUCCACACCAACAGCUGCCCUCUGAUCACACACUUCCACCUCAUAGCUAUGGAUAUUGCUUGAGAGAACAGUUUUGACGUUUAACUUAUUAAAUAUGUUUUUUGGUCGUUGCUCCACCAGUCACUGACCUGGCCUGUUAUCAGUGUGUGCAAACAGCUGCUCGCGAGGCAGAUGUCACAAGAGAAAAGCUGAUAAAAUGUUCUUUUAUUCACUUCCCUGUUGUUGUUGUGCGUCAUUAAAGACGACUGUCCAACUCAUCUG
This is a messenger RNA of Synchiropus splendidus (mandarinfish), 2258 nucleotides long. RefSeq names its product G protein-coupled receptor 137 (gene gpr137). The transcript has 9 exons. The record is from RefSeq and is a predicted model, not a curated record. Gene Ontology annotation, biological process: positive regulation of TORC1 signaling. Lineage: Eukaryota; Metazoa; Chordata; Actinopteri; Syngnathiformes; Callionymidae. Bases 580 to 1743 code for a protein of 387 amino acids. Gene Ontology annotation, cellular component: lysosomal membrane.